AGCGCAAACCCUUACCACCUCUCAAAGACAAUCUAUGAGGAGUUGGGGUUUCGUGUGAACGAGCAAUGGCGUCCUCCUACUUCUGACCGAUCCCCAAGUAACGAAAAAAUGUACAUAUGCGACUCGUGCGACUACCAACACGACCAGCCUUCCCGCAUGCGAAAACAUCUGAUAACACACUCUACUGUGAAGUACCAGUGCGAUAAGUGCCCUGUGAGAUUGAAACGUAAAUCGUAUUUGCGACAGCACAACAGAAACGUGCAUAAGGACCCCGAAACUGCCAACACUUUCGCUUGUGAAUUGUGCGUUUUCAGAACGCACCGAAUGACUGCACUACGAAGACACAUGGUUGUCCACUGCGGGUUCGCUAGACAAAAGAAAGCAAAAUUCGAAUUGUACAAGUGCGAGCUUUGCGAUUUCAAAUCGAAGAGAAGACUCGCUGUCCAAGAACACGUAAAUAUCCAUAGACCACCAUCCGAAAGGGAUGUUUACAAAUGCGAAUUGUGCCCUUACACUUCCAAAUUCAAAAAAGGCGUUUCUAGUCACAUGACUGUGCACAAGAAGCCUUCGGAAAUCACCAUGUACGAAUGCGAGGUUUGUCCUUACAAGUCAAAAUGGCCGCACUGUUUGCGCAACCAUCUCAAAACACACAAGAAGGAAGAAGUUCCUGUUCACAAGUGUGAACAUUGCGAUUUCAAAGCGAACAACAAAUACAGCGUUACUACCCAUCAGAAAUCUACUCACAAGGAGCUUUUUGAGAAACCAAAGAAGGAAUACAAAUGCGAUCUAUGCGAAUACACGGGGAAAUGCACUAGCGAUGUUACUAGACACAAAAUCGUUCACAAGAGAACGUCGAAGGAGGAACUGUUCAUUUGUGCUAUAUGCGGCACACAGUUGAAAAGGAAGAAAACUUUGCAAUAUCAUAUCCUUACUAAGCACGGUUUUUUAGAAAAAAAUAUGGGGUCAACUUAG
Molecule: messenger RNA, 972 nt
Organism: Phaedon cochleariae (mustard beetle)
Lineage: Eukaryota; Metazoa; Arthropoda; Insecta; Coleoptera; Chrysomelidae
Source: the annotation of a GenBank genome assembly